Molecule: messenger RNA, 1395 nt
Organism: Eruca vesicaria subsp. sativa (arugula)
Lineage: Eukaryota; Viridiplantae; Streptophyta; Magnoliopsida; Brassicales; Brassicaceae
Source: the annotation of a GenBank genome assembly
AUGGAUUCAAUUUUUUGUACUAAAUAUCUUGAAACCAUUAGGGACCUGUCCAAUAAUAAUUUGAUUGGAGAGGUGCCCGAGUUUUUAGGCAACAUGAAAUCGCUGGUGUUCAUAAACAUAAGCAUGAACGAUCUUAGUGGUUUGAUUCCUCAGGCUCUUCAGAGGAAAGGACUAGAGUUAUUUUCUGAAGGGAACCCAAGACUUUGCCUAUCUGGUUCAUGCCUACCUCCCAAACCGAAGCCAUUUCCAGUUGCAAUUGUCGCAUCAGUAGCAUCUGUGGCAAUUAUCAUUGCUGUUUUGGUACUUACUUUUGUUAUUAGGAAGAAAAAGCCGUCAAUUGUGGGAGGUCAACAACCACCGCCUAAUAUAUCGUCAGCUGUGAAUGUUACGUAUGCAAAUUCACUGGUUUCAUCAAUCCAAACCAAUAAGAGAAAUUUUACAUAUUCAGAGGUCAUUAAUAUGACAAACAACUUCCAAAAGGUUAUUGGGGAAGGAGGAUUUGGUAUCGUCUACCACGGUACUCUAAAUGGUUAUGGACAAGUAGCUGUUAAGCUCCUUUCUCAAUCAUCAACUCAAGGCUAUAAGCAAUUCAAGGCAGAAGUUGAUUUUCUUAUGAGAGUUCACCACAUAAAUUUGGUAAACCUGGUAGGAUACUGUAACGAAGGUGAUCACUUGGCUUUGAUAUAUGAGUUUGUGCCCAAUGGGGACUUAAGCCAACAUCUGUCUGGGAAAGGAGGUACAUCCAUUAUCAAUUGGGGUGUUCGACUACAAAUAGCUGUGGAGGCCGCAUCAGGUUUGGAGUACUUACACACUGGGUGCAUACCACCGAUGGUUCAUAGAGAUGUCAAAACCACAAACAUAUUGUUGGACGAGCGGUUUAAGGCCAGGCUUGCUGAUUUUGGGUUGUCGAGAUCUUUUCCAGCAGGAGAUGAAUCUCAUGUUUCGACGAUGAUUGCUGGUACUCAUGAAUACCUUGAUCCCGAAUAUUACCAGACAAAUCGGUUGACUGAGAAGAGCGACGUGUACAGCUUCGGGAUUGUGUUACUAGAGAUGAUCACAAACCAACCUGUGAUUGACCAAUCCCGUGAAAAGUCUCACAUAAUAGAGUGGGUUGGGUUUGAGGUAACUAGCGGAGAUAUAAGGAGUAUCAUGGAUCCAAACCUUCAAGAAGACUACGACUCUGAUUCUGCAUGGAGAAUUUUUGAUUUAGCAAUGUCAUGUGUAAAUCCUUCUUCCAAAAGACGCCCAAGCAUGUCUCAGGUUGUUGUGGAACUGAAAGAGUGUCUUGCGUCUGAAAAAUCUAGGAGAAAUAUGAACAGAGGCAGGAAGGACUCUCAUAGUUCGGCUGAAGUGACCGUGCUCCUUGACACUGAGAUGUUUCCUGUAGCUAGAUAG